AUGGACUGUGAGAAUGGCACAGACAUUGUUGAGUUUGUCCUUCUGGGUCUCUCCACUCAGCCGGAGCACCAGCCUCUCUUCUUCCUCAUCUUUCUUCUGAUGUAUUUGGCAGGACUUCUGGGAAACAUCAUGAUGAUCGUUCUCAUCACUCUGGAUGCUCGACUCCAGACUCCUAUGUACUUCCUGCUACGUAGCCUCUCUGUGGUGGAUGUGGGCUUCAUCUCAGUCACAGUGCCCCAGAUGCUGGCUCACCUCAUUUCCUCUUCCAAGACUAUCCCUUUCUAUUCCUGCAUGGCUCAGUUCUUUUUCUUCUAUAUAUUUGGUGUCACCGACCUUCUCAUGGUAAGCAUCAUGGCUCUGGAUCGCUUUGUUGCUAUUUGUAAUCCACUCCAUUAUGUUACAGUGAUGAACCAGAAGUUCUGUAGACACUUGGUGGCUGGCUGCUGGAUUGUUUCCACCCUCCACUCUGUGCUCCAUGCUGGCCUCCUCUUACGUCUCAGUUACCGUGGAGACAAUCACCUCACCCAUUACUUCUGUGACCAUCAGCCUUUGCUACAGUUGUCAUGUUCAGAUAUCAGCAUGAAUGAAGCAGCCAUCUUUUUUGAAGGUGUAGUUGUAAUUCUCGGACCUUUUGUUUUCAUCAUUGUCACCUAUGCCCGCAUUGUGGCAGCUGUAAUUAAGUUCUCUUCCUCAGGGAGGCGCAAAGCCUUUUCUACUUGUAGCUCCCAUCUCACCAUAGUGGUGCUCUUCUAUGGGGCCAUAAUUGGUGUCUACUUUCUGCCCACAUCUACCUACUCAUCUCAGCAUGGGACUAUAUUUGCUGUUAUGUACACUGUUAUCACCCCAAUGUCCAACCCUUACAUCUACAGCCUCAGAAAUAAAGAUGUCAAAGAGGCCCUGAGGGACCUCCUGGGAAAGAGGGUCUUUUCUCAUUAG
Messenger RNA from Hemicordylus capensis (graceful crag lizard), 936 nucleotides. Its product is annotated as olfactory receptor 1B1-like. Gene Ontology annotation, biological process: G protein-coupled receptor signaling pathway. Bases 1 to 936 code for a protein of 311 amino acids. Lineage: Eukaryota; Metazoa; Chordata; Lepidosauria; Squamata; Cordylidae. The record is from RefSeq and is a predicted model, not a curated record. The transcript has a single exon. Gene Ontology annotation, cellular component: membrane. Gene Ontology annotation, molecular function: G protein-coupled receptor activity; olfactory receptor activity.